AUGCUAUCUUUUAGUUUACCAAGUAAUGCUACUGGUGCCAAAUCAGCCUCUGGAACACCUCUAUCUGGCCAAUCAAGCCAAUGAUAGUGUGAACAGCUAUGAGGAGGCUGCCCAGGGACGGUCACUUCCAAGUGCGUGAUUUGAACCCUUACAUGAGUCUCGAAUGGGAAAGGAAAGCAAAAAUUCCGCCGUUAA
Haemonchus placei is the source of this 195-nucleotide messenger RNA. The record is from the annotation of a GenBank genome assembly. NCBI's taxonomy places the organism in Eukaryota, Metazoa, Nematoda, Chromadorea, Rhabditida, Trichostrongylidae.